Messenger RNA from Drosophila innubila, 760 nucleotides. It is a transcript of the gene AP-2sigma, whose product is annotated as AP-2 complex subunit sigma. Gene Ontology annotation, biological process: clathrin-dependent endocytosis; intracellular protein transport. Gene Ontology annotation, cellular component: AP-2 adaptor complex; intracellular membrane-bounded organelle; membrane coat. Lineage: Eukaryota; Metazoa; Arthropoda; Insecta; Diptera; Drosophilidae. Bases 129 to 557 code for a protein of 142 amino acids. The record is from RefSeq and is a predicted model, not a curated record. Gene Ontology annotation, molecular function: clathrin-cargo adaptor activity. The transcript has 3 exons.
GUCAGCUGCACCAGCCCUGGUAAAAGUGAUACACAAUUUGUUCAUAAUCAGUUUUUCGCUGCGUUUAAAGCUGAAAAUUGUAAAUAGCCAAGUAAUUACUUGAGUAAUUACCUACACAUAUAUUUAAAAUGAUACGAUUCAUACUCAUACAAAAUCGGGCAGGCAAAACUCGCCUGGCCAAAUGGUACAUGAACUUUGAUGACGACGAAAAACAAAAACUAAUUGAGGAAGUGCACGCAGUAGUCACCGUGCGAGAUGCUAAGCACACCAACUUUGUAGAGUUUCGGAAUUUUAAAAUUGUAUAUAGACGCUAUGCGGGUCUUUACUUCUGCAUCUGUGUGGACGUUAAUGAUAACAACUUGUGCUAUCUGGAAGCCAUUCAUAACUUUGUGGAAGUGCUGAAUGAAUAUUUCCACAACGUCUGCGAGCUGGAUCUCGUCUUCAAUUUCUACAAAGUCUACAGUGUUGUGGAUGAAAUGUUCUUGGCUGGCGAGAUAAGAGAAACCUCACAGACGAAAGUGCUCAAACAAUUGCUAACAUUAAAUUCGUUGGAAUAGAGAGAAUGAAUGAGAAUACUCCCACUAAAACGAUGCAUUCCCAUUGCCCGCUUAUCGAAUCUUCUUUCAUAACUAAAAUAUUAUGUACUAUUUAUCAUGUGUUCUAUAUGCAAGCAAAACUCUCAAAUGUUAAAUGACGUGUUUAGAAUCAAAUAAUUUAUAAUAAGAGAUUAUAUGCAGAUGCGCAAGUAUUAAACUUAAAA